AUGGAUGCAGAAAAAAGAAGCCAGUCAGUAGUUGGCAAAAAGGAUGAGAUUGAACAAGGAGAAAAUCUUAUAUUGACGGAUAACCAUUUGAGGAAAGUUAAUGAAGAAGAUGAUUUGGAAUCUUUACCUGUUAUAGUAAGUGAAGAGGAAAUGAUGAAACAAGAUAAAGAAGAUGAAGGUGUAGACAUAACACCGCCCAGCUCACAUGAACAAUUAGUAUUACAAAAAAUGAACUUUGAAAUUACGAAAGGAUCAUCCCCUAAAAGACUACAUCGUUCUAAAGAGACAUCAUAUUUGUUGAAAGAAAAUCUACCUAGAGAUUUUGGAAGAGGCAAGAGAGCACACAUUAAGAAUAAAAAACAGGCUAGAGAUACAAGAGCCCCUAGAACAAGAGGGCAUAGAAUACGUAAAAAUAAAUAUGAGACAAAUGAUAUAAAUAAUUUUAAUAUGAAAACUGUAUCAAAUAAGCACAUAAGAAAAGAGGCGGAAAGACGAGAAAAUUAA
This is a messenger RNA of Vairimorpha ceranae, 504 nucleotides long. RefSeq lists its product as hypothetical. The transcript has a single exon. Bases 1 to 504 code for a protein of 167 amino acids. The record is from RefSeq and is a predicted model, not a curated record. Lineage: Eukaryota; Fungi; Microsporidia; Nosematidae.